AGGAAGUGCUGAAGUUCACUUCAAAGUCUGCUGGCGCGCUGAACACAUAAUUUACAUUAAUAGUCAAAUCGAUGAAUUUCCUAAAAUAACAGCGUUUAAAUUAUACGUGUUUAAACCACAACAAUGUCUAAGUUCCUUCGAGCAGUUAAAAACAGCAUACCAGAAAAAGACAAAUCGGAAAUUACGGAGAAUGACUUGAGAAAAUGGGGGCUAGGCGUGUCUAUUAAUUUGAGGUCCUAUCAGCUAGAUGGAGUGAGAUGGCUCUCACAGUGUAUGAAGAAUCAGCAAGGAUGUAUUCUUGGUGAUGAAAUGGGUCUGGGAAAGACGUGCCAGACCAUCUCUCUGCUGGCAUACGCCAGAGGAUGCCUUCAAAUGCAUGGACCGUUCCUUGUGCUGUGCCCUUUGUCUGUUUUGGAGAACUGGAGACAAGAGUUAGAACGUUUCUGUCCCAGUCUCUCCGUGAUCUGUUACACUGGAGAUAAAGAGAGAAGGGCGGAGCUCCAGAAGGAACUCCGGAAUGACAGACACUUCCAUGUUCUUCUCACCACCUAUGAGAUGUGCCUGAAAGAUGCCAGCUACUUAAACAGUUGGAAAUGGAAGAUUUUAGUUGUAGAUGAGGCUCACAGGCUGAAGAACCAGCAGUCAUUGUUACACGAAACCCUCAAAAAGUUUACAGUUGGAUUUCGAGUGCUUCUGACAGGAACUCCCAUUCAGAACAACCUUCAAGAAGUCUAUUCUCUCCUCAAUUUCAUUCAGCCUAGUGUGUUUUCUCCUGACAAUGUUGAAGACUUUGUCACUGCCUAUGCAAACGUACAGACUGACUCUUCUUUAGCCAAUGAGCUUCAUGAAGUCCUCCAGCCCUUUCUGCUACGCAGGGUUAAGGCAGAGGUGGCGGCCGAACUGCCCAAGAAGACAGAACUUGUGGUUUUUCACGGGCUGUCUGCCCUUCAGAAGAGAUACUAUAAAGCUAUUCUGACGAGAGACAUUGAUGCCUUUAGGACCGAUCAAAGCAGUAAGACCCGACUGUUGAACAUUUUAAUGCAGCUUAGGAAAUGUGUGGAUCAUCCCUACUUGUUUGAUGGUGUGGAGCCUGAACCGUUUGAGAUGGGAGAGCAUUUAGUGGAGGCCAGUGGGAAGCUUUCUUUGCUGGACUCCAUGUUGGCGUACCUUCAGGAGGGGGGCCACCGGGUUCUUCUGUUCUCUCAGAUGACCAGGAUGCUGGAUAUUCUGCAAGAUUACUUGGAGUACAGAGGUUACAGUUAUGAGCGUCUGGAUGGCUCUGUCCGGGGAGAGGAAUGUAACCUAGCUAUUAAAAACUUCAGCACUAAAGAUGUGUUUAUAUUCCUCCUCAGUACCAAAGCUGGAGGGGUUGGAAUGAACCUUACAGCAGCAGACACUGUGAUCUUUGUGGACAGUGACUUUAACCCACAGAAUGACCUGCAGGCAGCAGCACGGGCCCACAGGAUUGGACAAACAAGGGCUGUUAAAGUCAUCCGCCUCCUUGGAAGAGAUACAGUUGAGGAGAUAAUUUAUUCUCGUGCUGUUUCUAAACUACGUCUCACAAACACAGUGAUUGAGGAGGGACGUUUUUCUCUGCUGGACCAGGCUCAGUCUGCAGCGGCUGGCCUUCAGUUGAGUGAGAUCCUGAAGUUUGGUGUGGAUAAGCUACUGUCAUCAGAGGAGAGCUCUAUUCAGGAUGUGGAUCUCAGGCAGAUUCUAGGAUUGUCCCGCAACGGACAAUGGGUUAUGGAUGAAGAGCAUGUCAUACCUAAUGAGAGUGAUGAAGAGGAAGAUUAUGAUGAUGAUAUAGAGGGGCAAAACCACAUGUACUUCUUUGAGGGGAGAGACUACUCUAAAGACCCCAGUGAAGAGGAUGAGAAGACCUUUGAACUGAUACUUGAAAAGCAGCUUGCUGAACUAGAUGAUGCUGGGAAAGAGGGCCGCUCUCUACGAAAUAAAGCUGGGGUGUCCCUUUCUGGGCCUCUAAUCGAGCCAGGGAGGAAGAGAAGGCCUCUUACCGAUGAAGAGUUAGAACAGAGACGUCAGAAGGGACAAGAGGCUGCUGCAAAGAGAGCGAAGCUACAGGAGGAGAGGAAGAGACAACAGGAAGAACUAAAUCAUAAAAAAAAAAUGGCUUGGUGGGACUCAUGUGGCUACAGAUCACUGUGCUUGCCCUGCGUCGACAGCGAGGGGGAAGAUAUGGAACCUGAUGAAGAUGAAGAUGUCAGCUUGAGCUCAACUGAUUCAGAUCAUUCAGCCAUUCGCUAUGUGCUGGGUGAUGUGACCCACCCUCAGGCUGAUCGAGAGGAUGCUAUCAUUGUGCACUGUGUUGAUGACUCUGGACACUGGGGAAGAGGAGGAUUGUUUACCGCUCUGGAGCUCAGAUCAGAUGAGCCGAGCAAGCAGUACGAGUUGGCUGGUGACAUGAAAGAUUUAGAGCUGGGGAAUGUUCUGCUUUUUCCUAUUGAUGACAAGCAGUCCAGAUUCAGCGGAAAAGACUAUCUGGCAUUAAUAGUUGCCCAGCAGAGAGAUAAAGCCAACAACCUAUCAGGCAUUCGACUCACCGCUUUGGAGGAGGCCCUCAAGAAGAUCUAUAGAUUUGCCAAACAAAAAAAGGCAAGUGUCCAUCUGCCUCGGAUUGGCCACUCCACUAAAGGCUUCAACUGGUACGGUACAGAGAGACUCAUACGAAAGCAUCUGGCCUCCAAAGGCAUCCCUACGUCAAUCUACUAUUACAGCCGAGCCUCCUCCACAAAAGCUUCCACUACAUCUACAACCUCUCCAUCUACCUCACAUUCAGCCUGUGCUCCGGUAGCAUCAUCACCUGCCGGGUCCCCACACUCCCACAGUCCUUCUGGUGACAGUAAAGGCUCAAAAAAGUCACCAGAGCUCUCGGUUACGUCCCAAAAAGGUCAUAGUGCACCGGGGUUGGCUGACUUUAUGAGAGGUGUCCAUGUCUACUUCUACAACAUGGCUGCUACAGAAAAGAAGAAGCUCGCCCGGUACUUGAUCACGUAUGACGGUGAUGAAGAGGAUCUCAUGAGCUCGCACGUUACUCACAUUGUAGGAGAGGUGGACAGCCCUUUUCAUGCACAGGAACUGCAAGAUGUAUUGCGUCAGUACCCUCAGGCUAUUCUUGUAAAGAAAAAGUGGUUGGAGUCUUGCUUUGCGAACCAAAGGAAAGUCAAUGCCUCUAAAUGUGUAAUUUCAUUAACUUGACAGAACUCUUCCUGCGUUUCUGCGUGUGACUGCACACAUCAAUUUGCCUCUGGUGAAUUCACUUUUAGUAUCUGUGUAGGCUUAAGAAAUGUACAAGUUCUUUAUUUAGUUGUGCCUGAUGACGUAAGUUCUGAAGGUACUGUAUAGCUAUUAUACAACACUGGGGUUUCUUAGCACUCUUUAGUGAUUGUCAAGUAAUAACUGUAGCAUUUACUCUCUCAAUAAACAAAUUGUAUCUGUGUAGCUUGAUUUUAUAUGCAAUGAUAAUGUUUUUUUCUAUGCAAUUUUUUUUUUUUUUAAAGUUUGUUUUAUUUAAUAUGAUUGUAAAUAUGCGUGGAAUAAAUAAAAUGUCCCAUGGGUUUCUGUCCCUUGACCAACAGAUGAGACCAUGUUCUAUGA
This is a messenger RNA of Triplophysa rosa, 3618 nucleotides long. It is a transcript of the gene chd1l, whose product is annotated as chromodomain helicase DNA binding protein 1-like. Gene Ontology annotation, molecular function: ATP-dependent chromatin remodeler activity; ATP binding; DNA helicase activity. NCBI's taxonomy places the organism in Eukaryota, Metazoa, Chordata, Actinopteri, Cypriniformes, Nemacheilidae. The record is from RefSeq and is a predicted model, not a curated record. The transcript has 25 exons. Gene Ontology annotation, cellular component: nucleus. Gene Ontology annotation, biological process: DNA repair; chromatin remodeling. The coding region runs from base 124 to 3219 and encodes 1031 amino acids.